AUUUGUUCUAUGUUGUGCAUAGUUGUAGAUUGAAACAAACAUACGGCUGUCUGGUUUAUAUAUAAACUCCACUAACAAUGUGUUAUUUAAAAGACAUGAACUACAUAUCAGUUUUCAUUAAUGCCAUUGUUGUAGCACUAAUGGCCAUGUACGUAUACCAGAACGAAAGAAGAAUGGAGGAAAUGGCUGCCAAGCAUAAUCAAACAGAUGGAUAUUAUUUACGGAUGUUAAAAAGAAUAGAAUCAAAGUUAGAUGAUAACACUGCACUACUGCAACAAAUAUUCAGUGGACUUCCAAAAGAUAACAGUACUAGCAUUUUAAUGGAGGUUGCUCAUGGAAAACCAGCUGAACAAAGUUCAGUCUAUGGAGCUUUGUAUUCUGCAUCAAGAGCUGUUGAUGGAAAUGUGAACACAUUUAUGCACACAAACAUAGAGAAAUCCCCUUAUUGGAUGGUUGACUUUGGCAAAACUUAUCAAGUAAAGCGGAUUGAAAUCUUCAACAUAAAUGAUGGAGCUAAAUCGACAGGAGAACGUCUUCAUGAUUUGGACAUUACUGUUGGCCCAUCACAUAAUAAAAUGCAACUAUGUGCCCAUUACGUUGGACCGGCACAAGUUGGAUCUCAUCUCCUAUUUGAAUGUUUCCAUGAAAAUGCACGUUACGUAAAACUGAUGAUAAAAGGUACAGAAUGCUUGCAUGUUGCAGAGGUCAAAAUAUAUGCAGUUGAUGACAGAUCUAGCUGAAUAUGAUCUAGAAAUCCAAAGAACGGCGAAGCUGCAUUUUAGAAAAAAUAGUUUAUGCAUUGGAGUGUAGAAGUGUGAAAUAAAAUAAUUUCAUCUU
This is a messenger RNA of Mytilus californianus (California mussel), 837 nucleotides long. RefSeq lists its product as uncharacterized. Bases 78 to 740 code for a protein of 220 amino acids. Lineage: Eukaryota; Metazoa; Mollusca; Bivalvia; Mytilida; Mytilidae. The transcript has 4 exons. The record is from RefSeq and is a predicted model, not a curated record.